CCGUUUAGGUUGUUUUAUGCUUUUUUUGUUUACAAUUCGUCUAUAAAUUACCCUGUAAACCCUUUUCUAUUAAGGAGGAAAAUCACUUUCACCUUUAAACAUUAGAGAAGCACCAAAUAUUUUUACACAUUAGAGAAGCACCAAAUAUUUUUACACAUUAGAGAAGCAUCAAGUAUUUUUACACAUUAGAGAUGCACCGAGUAUUUUUACACAUUAGAGAAACACCAAGUAUUUUUUUUAAGAAACUAAGACCAAUUUUUAGCCUUAAAAAGUUCCACUCUUCAAUCCCACAAAAAAACCAUUUCAAUUCCCUUUAAAUCCUUAAACAAGGUCCUUCCCAAUUCACAACGUCCCUCUGUUAAUCCGUCCAACAUGGAGGUCGACGGCGUAGCCACGGCGGCACCUCAUCUGAGGAAAUUCUCUCUUCCGGUCGACUCCGAACAUAAAGCCACCAAAUUCAACAUAUUCUCCGUCCCAGCGCCGCACAUGCGAACGUUUCACCUUUCCUGGAUGUCCUUUUGCGCUUGUUUCAUUUCCAGUUUCGCGGCGGCUCCUCUGCUUCCGGUGAUCCGCGACAAUCUCAAUUUAACCGAUACCGACAUUGGAAAUGCCGGAAUUGCUUCCGUCUUCGGCGCUGUCUUCGCUCGAAUCGUGAUGGGUUCCGCCUGCGAUUUGGUUGGACCACGUCUCGCCUCCGCUUCACUCAUUCUCAUAACUUCGCCGGCGGUUUAUUUAACCUCAAUAGCCUCAUCCCCUAUUUCGUUUCUCCUCGUCCGAUUCUUCACAGGCUUUUCCCUCACUACAUUCGUAUCAACCCAAUUUUGGAUGAGCUCAAUGUUCUCCUCCAUUGUCGUCGGCACCGCCAAUGGCGUCGCCGGCGGCUGGGGAAACCUAGGCGGCGGCGCAACACAGUUAAUCAUGCCGUAUGUUUUUGCCAUCAUCGAGCACAUGGGCGCAGCGAAAUUCACUGCGUGGAGAAUCGCUUUCUUCUUCCCAGCUCUACUCCAAACACUUUCGGCCUUCGCCGUUCUCCUCCUCGGUGAGGACACGCCGGAUGGAAACUUCCGGCAGCUUCAAAAAACAGGGGAGAAGGCGAAAGACAAAUUGUCGAAAGUAAUGUACCAUGGGGUGACGAAUUACAGGGGAUGGAUUUUGGCAUUGACUUAUGGGUAUUGUUUUGGAGUGAAAUUGACGAUUGAUAAUGUAAUAGCGAAUUACUUCUACGAUAGGUUUAAUUUGAAUCUGCAUACGGCGGGGAUAGUGGCGGCGAGUUUUGGGUUGGCGAAUCUGUUUUCGAGGCCGUACGGCGGAGUAUUGUCGGAUGUGGUGGGGAAGAGAUAUGGGAUGAGAGGGAGACUAGCUCUGUGGUUGGUGCAGACAAUUGGAGGAGUUUUGUGUGUGAUUCUUGGAUUGGCUAAUUCAUUAAGUGCUUCCAUUGUGAUUAUGAUCGUUUUUCAAGCUGCUUGUGGACUUACUUUUGGUGUCGUUCCUUUCGUCUCUCGAAGGUCAUUAGGAGUAAUAUCGGGGAUGACAGGUGCGGGUGGGAACAUGGGAUCGGUGCUGACUCAGCUGAUAUUCUUCAGAGGCAACAAAUACAGAAAAGAGAGUGGAAUAACUCUAAUGGGAGUGAUGAUAAUAGCUUGCACUCUUCCAAUUGUAUUGAUUUAUUUUCCUCAAUGGGGCAGUAUGUUAUUUGGGCCUUCCUCCAAAAUUGCUUCAGAGGAAGAUUAUUACUUGUCCGAAUGGAGCUCUGAGGAGAAAGCCGAAGGCUAUCAUAUGGCUAGCCUUAAGUUUGCUGACAAUAGUCGAACUGAAAGAAGCAAAAGCCUUAAAGGAACUGCUCAUGCCGAUGAUUCCUCCUCCACUCAUGUUUAAAUAAACAAAACACAUUUCCUUUUUGGGCCAUUUACUGAUCUUGGGCUUAAGGCCCAUUUCGUAAGCCCAAUCCUCAAAGGCCCAGCCCAUCAACAAUGUGUCUCGUUUUCUGUUUCUUUUCUUUUAGGUCAGGUGUGAAACAGUCUUAGUUAAGUUGCAUUUAGGUUUUUUAGUUUAGCUAAGGAAGAUAAUAGUUAUUUGUUGGUAUUCUUGUCUAUAGAUUCUAUGUUAAG
Messenger RNA from Benincasa hispida (wax gourd), 2108 nucleotides. RefSeq names its product high affinity nitrate transporter 2.5-like. The record is from RefSeq and is a predicted model, not a curated record. Lineage: Eukaryota; Viridiplantae; Streptophyta; Magnoliopsida; Cucurbitales; Cucurbitaceae. Gene Ontology annotation, biological process: transmembrane transport. Gene Ontology annotation, molecular function: nitrate transmembrane transporter activity.